Molecule: messenger RNA, 1666 nt
Organism: Pseudocercospora fijiensis CIRAD86
Lineage: Eukaryota; Fungi; Ascomycota; Dothideomycetes; Mycosphaerellales; Mycosphaerellaceae
Exons: 1
Coding region: 1-1566 (521 amino acids)
Biological process (GO): glucose catabolic process
Cellular component (GO): cytoplasm
Molecular function (GO): manganese ion binding
Source: RefSeq, a predicted model, not a curated record
AUGGUCCAGGUCAAGCAGAAGGUCGCCCUCAUCUGCAUUGACGGAUGGGGUAUUCCGUCUGAGAAGAGUCCUCCCGAAGGCAAUGCUAUCCUCAAUGCCGAGACACCAUGGAUGGACGAAUUCGCAAAGAAGGACAGCAAAUACGCACAAGGCUACACCGAGCUCGAUGCCUCUUCUCUCGCAGUCGGUCUCCCAGAGGGGCUCAUGGGCAACUCUGAAGUCGGCCACUUGAACAUUGGUGCUGGACGUGUGGUAUGGCAGGAUGUGGUCCGAAUCGACCAAACCAUCAAGAAGGGCGAGAUGAACAAGGUGGAGAACGUGGUCAAGAGCUUCAAGAGGGCGAAGGAGGGCAACGGACGUCUACACUUGUGCGGUCUGGUCAGUGAUGGAGGUGUGCACUCGCACAUCAACCACCUGAAGUCGCUGCUCAAGGUCGCCAAGGAGAUUGGCGUGCCAGAGGUCUACAUUCACUUCUUCGGUGAUGGUCGUGAUACCGACCCAAAGAGCGGCAAAGGCCAUCUUGAAGAUCUUUUGGCGUUUACGAAAGAGCAGGGAAUCGGCAAGCUUGCUACCAUCGUAGGUCGAUACUAUGUCAUGGACCGCGACAAGCGCUGGGAUCGUGUGGAGAUUGGCAUGAAAGGAAUGGUCACUGGUGAGGGCGAGGAGACAGAUGAUCCAGUCGCGACCUUCCAGAAGCGCUAUGAUGCUGGGGAGCACGAUGAGUUCCUGAAGCCAAUCAUCGUAAACGGCAAGCACGCUCGCGUCAAGGACAAUGACACGCUCUUCUUCUUCAACUACCGAUCCGAUCGUGUAAGAGAAGUGACUCAGCUGCUCGGAGACCAGGAUCGCUCGCCAAAGCCAGACUUCCCAUACCCCAAGAACAUCCAGAUCACGACCAUGACGCGCUACAAGACCGACUUCAACUUGCCAGUCGCGUUUGCGCCCCAAGUCAUGGACAACGUCUUGGCUGACUGGUUGAGCCAAAAGGGUUGCAAGCAAAGCCACAUCGCCGAGACGGAGAAAUAUGCGCACGUCACUUUCUUCUUCAAUGGUGGUGUCGAGGUACAGUUCGAUGGCGAGGAUCGCGAGCUCAUCGACUCUCCGAAGAGUGUGGCUACAUAUGACCAAGCACCCAAGAUGAGCGCCAUGGGUGUGGCUGAGCGCAUGGCUGAGCGAAUUGCUGAUGGCAAGUAUGAGUUUGUCAUGAACAACUUUGCUCCUCCCGACAUGGUUGGCCACACUGGUGUCUAUGAUGCGGCGGUACAGGGUGUCGCCGAGACCGACAAGGCAAUCGGGGUCGUGUACGAAGCCUGCAAGAAGCACGGCUACACACUCUUCGUCACCUCCGACCACGGCAAUGCGGAGGAGAUGUUGACAGAUGAGAAGACACCCAAGACUUCACACACUACGAAUCGGGUACCUUUCGUGAUGGCCAACGCUCCUGAGGGUACAAGCUUGAAGAAGGACAUCGGUGUGCUGGGCGAUGUCGCGCCGACCCUGCUUGAUUUGAUGGGCAUCGAGCAGCCUAAGGAGAUGAGCGGGCACAGUCUGCUUACCAGGAAGUGACGUAUAUCGAGUUACUGCGGAUGGAUCGACCGGGAAUACGAAGCAUAGAGGAGAGUGGUACAGUAUAGAUACCAAUGAUUGAUGAUAAGAAUGCUGUUGC